AUGAUUUCCAUGCCAGGGACUAACACCUCAGGCAACGUCAGCCUGACUUCUGACAGCAGCGAUUCUGCUUUAUUUCAUGCCACCACUGUUAAUGUCUGUGUGCUGUGCCUGCUCCUACCCAUCCCCAUCUUUGCCAUCAUGGGAAAUCUUUUCAUCAUGGCUGCAGUGGCACGCUUCCAACAUCUCCGGACGCCCACCAACGCCUUUGUGGUUUCCCUGGCAGUGGCGGACUUACUGGUUGCUGUGCUGGUGAUGCCUUUCAGUCUGGUGCGUUCCAUCAGCAGAUGGCAUUUCGGGCGCCACUUCUGCCGAGCACACUUCUUGCUGGACGUCACUCUCUGUACGUCCUCCAUUUUUAAUCUCAGCUGUGUGGCACUGGACCGAUACAUAGCAGUGUGCGACCCACUGCACUACCCUGCCCGAAUGUCUCCCAGACGUGUGGCCAUGCUGCUGCUGCUUUGCUGGAUUCUGCCUGUGGUCAUCUCCUCCCUUUGCGUCUCUCUCGGCAUGUACACUCAGCCGCCUUUUGAUGUGGUAGGCAGCAGCACACAGCAGGAUACUCAAAUGUGUCUGGCCACAUUUCAUGUACCCUAUGCUUUUGCAACCUCGGCUGUCUCCUUCUUCAUUCCCAUGGGUUUCAUGCUGUUUGCCUACGGGAAAAUCUUCAAGGCCGCCCAGAGACAAGCGAGGUGGAUCCAUGCAAUCGAUCACCAUUCUGGGCACCUUCAGAUGAACCAGAGCCCCACGAGGACUGCUUCCACUAGACGAGACCAGUCUCCUGUGGAAAGAUAUUCUCUGAAGAAGGAACGGAAGGCUGUUAAGACACUGGGGCUGAUCAUGGGGGUCUUCCUAAUCUGUUGGCUUCCUUUCUUCUGUGUGAAUGUGGUCCAUCCUCUGAAGGGCUACAGCACCAGCCCUCUGGUCCUGGAGGCCUCCAUGUGGCUUGGAUAUGCUAACUCUUCUCUGAACCCCUUCCUCUAUGCCUUGUUUAAUAAGAACUACCAUCACAUAUUUGCAGCCAUGUUGGACUGUGGGCUUUUGGGGAGGCACUUAAGAGCCGGUUUGGAUUCCUCACUUUUUGGUAGACAAGCACAUACUGUUGUUACCUUGGAGACCAUUUCAAGAUGAUCAUUGUGUAUUAGCCUGAUAAUGUUAACUUUUAAGUUACUUUGCAUAACCACUCAGUAGCAAGUUACUCAUCUGUUGCACCGACAGACAGAUUUAAGAAUGGUCAAGAUAUCGCGGUAUCUUGACUUUUAGUUCCUAGUGUGGGUCAAACACUUGAGCGUACAUUUCCCACAAUGCAGUUUAAUAGUGUCUUUCAUUACGAUCUCCAGUCCUGGUAAACGCCCACGUCUUUCAAAAUACACACCUUGAGUUUGUCACGCAUGCUUUCUGUUUUAA
Molecule: messenger RNA, 1404 nt
Organism: Micropterus dolomieu (smallmouth bass)
Lineage: Eukaryota; Metazoa; Chordata; Actinopteri; Centrarchiformes; Centrarchidae
Product: 5-hydroxytryptamine receptor 4-like
Exons: 1
Coding region: 1-1128 (375 amino acids)
Biological process (GO): adenylate cyclase-activating adrenergic receptor signaling pathway
Cellular component (GO): membrane
Molecular function (GO): G protein-coupled receptor activity
Source: RefSeq, a predicted model, not a curated record